Hemiscyllium ocellatum (epaulette shark) is the source of this 1086-nucleotide messenger RNA. It is a transcript of the gene pecr, whose product is annotated as peroxisomal trans-2-enoyl-CoA reductase. The coding region runs from base 26 to 928 and encodes 300 amino acids. Gene Ontology annotation, molecular function: trans-2-enoyl-CoA reductase (NADPH) activity. Lineage: Eukaryota; Metazoa; Chordata; Chondrichthyes; Orectolobiformes; Hemiscylliidae. The transcript is spliced from 8 exons. Gene Ontology annotation, biological process: phytol metabolic process. Gene Ontology annotation, cellular component: peroxisome. The record is from RefSeq and is a predicted model, not a curated record.
UGCUGGCUCAGCUGAGUGUGUCCCGAUGGCGGCCCGCAGUGUGUUCAGGGCGGCUUUGUUCCGGGACCGAGUGGCGCUGGUGACCGGCGGAGGGACAGGGAUCGGCGCCGCUAUCGCCGCCGAGCUGCUCGGGCUAGAAUGCAACGUUGUGAUUGCAUCCCGGAAAAUUGAAAGACUGCGAGAAACUGCACAACAGCUUUCAGCCUCAGUCCUUCCAUCGAGUUCUGCAAAGAUCACGGCAGUCCAGUGUAACAUUCGCAAAGAGGACGAGGUGAGGAACCUGAUGAGAGAGACUCUGCAGUUACACGGAAGGAUUGAUUACCUGGUCAAUAACGCAGGGGGUCAGUUCCCCAGUCCCACUGAACACAUCACGGCUAAAGGCUGGGGUGCGGUGAUAGAGACCAACCUGACCGGAACAUUCUACUGUUGCAGAGAAGUGUAUACUGCCUGGAUGAAGGAGAACGGUGGGGCCAUUGUGAACAUUGUGGCAGAUAUGUGGAAAGGUUUCCCAGGAAUGUCGCACACGGGAGCAGCACGAGCUGCUGUGGACAAUCUUACCAAGAGCCUGGCCAUUGAGUGGGCAGCCAGUGGAGUGCGGAUCAAUGCUGUGGCUCCCGGAGUCAUCUUCUCGGAAACAGCGGUUGCCAAUUACAAGGAACUGGGACCCAAAUUGUUCAAAGAUUACAUCCCAAAAAUCCCAGCCAAGAGACUGGGUGUCCCAGAGGAGGUUUCCUCGGUUGUUUGCUUCCUGCUGUCUCCUGCAGCCUCCUUCAUGACUGGGGAGACUGUGAGGGUCGAUGCUGGACAGAGCCUGUACCAGAGCCCGUGGGAGGUACCUGAACAUGAUCGUUGGCCACCUGCUCCUGAAAGCCAGAACUCCACCGCUCUGACUAACUUCCUCGCUGGAAAACUUCCCUCAAAACUGUGAACAAGUGUGGGGACCAUCAGCUGGACACACCUUCAUCCAGUAUUGUCAAUUACUCGGCCAGAAUUUGUACUUCUACUGGUUAAUGUGCAACAGACUUUUUAAGCAAUUCUCACCCAACAAACGUUACACAAAUAAAACUGAAAUGUUUAACACUGAAA